AUGUUCGUCUACCUGGGUAAAAUCACCUACGAGCCCUACGCCAAAGACGAGCUUAUCGCUGUGAUUCUCCGAGACAACCUCCAGCCCGGAGACAAAGUGAUUGUUCUCCAUCAAUGGACUAAGCCAGAUGGCGGAAAACCCAAAGCGAACUCUGCUUCGCACGGCACUAUUGGCCGAAUUACUGUGACUGGUACCGCACAAAAAGAGAUUGAAUUCCUCGCCAACGAGAAGGAUGAGACUUACUAUUGGUUCAAGGGAACGAUGGCUUGCGACAAAAUGAACCUGUCUAUGAUGAAUAAGGCAGGAGAGGAGGUUGCAAAGAACAUUGAGCUAGAUGUCGCUUUCUUCUGA
Messenger RNA from Penicillium longicatenatum, 351 nucleotides. RefSeq lists its product as uncharacterized. The transcript is spliced from 2 exons. The record is from RefSeq and is a predicted model, not a curated record. The coding region runs from base 1 to 351 and encodes 116 amino acids. NCBI's taxonomy places the organism in Eukaryota, Fungi, Ascomycota, Eurotiomycetes, Eurotiales, Aspergillaceae.